AAUAACCAACUCCAUAACGAAUGGAUACUUUAUAACCCUAUUGGAAAUAACACAACAAUACAAUUAACACCACAAUUGCGAGAUUGUAUGAGCGAAAUAAUCUUUAAUAUAACAACAUACGAUGAAACAAUUGGAGCUUUACAAAUAAUAGAAACACAAGAUCACGACUCAGAAAACGAAGAAAAAUCCGAUUGUUCGUUUGAAAUUUCAACCUGA
Messenger RNA from Racocetra persica, 216 nucleotides. Lineage: Eukaryota; Fungi; Glomeromycota; Glomeromycetes; Diversisporales; Gigasporaceae. The record is from the annotation of a GenBank genome assembly.